Xyrauchen texanus (razorback sucker) is the source of this 1526-nucleotide messenger RNA. It is a transcript of the gene calr, whose product is annotated as calreticulin. Gene Ontology annotation, cellular component: endoplasmic reticulum membrane; endoplasmic reticulum. The transcript has 9 exons. The coding region runs from base 31 to 1326 and encodes 431 amino acids. Gene Ontology annotation, biological process: protein folding. The record is from RefSeq and is a predicted model, not a curated record. Gene Ontology annotation, molecular function: calcium ion binding. NCBI's taxonomy places the organism in Eukaryota, Metazoa, Chordata, Actinopteri, Cypriniformes, Catostomidae.
AUUUUACGUCUUUAACUCCAUAGUAAGGGAAUGCACAUUUAUGCAAAGAUGACAGAGAUAUCCUUGCUCUUUAUGGCCGCGUGCAUCGCUUUAAUAACUGCAGAAUCAUCUGUUUAUUUCCGAGAGCAAUUCGAAGACGGUGACACUUGGAGAAGCCGAUGGGUGGAAUCCAAGCAUAAAUCCGACUAUGGGACGUUUGUGCUCUCAGCAGGCAAUUUUUUUGGCGAUGCCGAGAAAGAUAAGGGUCUUCAGACCAGUCAAGAUGCUCAUUUCUAUGCACUGUCAUCACGCUUUGCGGACUUCAGCAACAAGGACCAGUCCCUUGUAAUCCAGUUCAGUGUAAAACAUGAGCAGAGCAUUGACUGUGGUGGUGGCUACAUCAAGCUUUUCCCAUCUGAUCUCAAACAGGAAGAUAUGCAUGGAGACGCCACUUAUAAUAUCAUGUUUGGUCCUGACAUCUGUGGCCCCGGCACCAAGAAAGUCCAUGUUAUCUUCAAUUACAAAGGCAAAAAUUAUUUGAUCAACAAAGAUAUCCGAUGCAAGGAUGAUGAAUACAGUCAUCUGUACACAUUGAUUGUCAAUGCAGACAACACUUAUGAAGUCAAGAUUGAUAAUAAGAAGGUGGAGUCUGGAUCUCUGGAAGAGGACUGGGACUUCUUGCCCCCAAAGAAGAUCAAGGAUCCUGAAGCGAAAAAGCCAGAGGAUUGGGAUGAAAAGGAGAAGAUUGACGACCCUGAUGACAAGAAACCAGAGGACUGGGACAAACCUGAGAACAUCCCCGAUCCUGAUGCCAAGAAGCCCGAUGACUGGGACGAUGAGAUGGAUGGGGAGUGGGAGCCACCCAUGGUCACCAAUCCUGAAUAUAAGGGUGAGUGGAAACCCCGCCAGAUUGACAAUCCUGCUUACAAGGGGAAAUGGGUGCACCCUGAGAUUGAUAACCCGGAAUACACUUCCGACAGCGAAAUCUAUAAAUACGACAGCAUUGGAGUUAUUGGACUGGACCUGUGGCAGGUGAAGUCUGGAACAAUAUUUGACAACUUCCUCAUAACCAAUGACCCAAAGCUGGCAGAAGAUGUUGGCAAUGAGACUUGGGGUGCCACGAAGGAUGCUGAGAAGAAGAUGAAGGAAAGUCAAGAAGAGGAAGAGAGGAAGAAGCGUGAGGAAGAGGACAAGAACAGAAAGGAGGAAGCAAAGGAUGAUGAUGAUGAGGAGGAGGAGGUAUAUAAGGAAGAAGAAGAGGAGGAGGAGGAGGAGGAAGAAGAAGAGGAUGAUGAUGAGGAGGAGGAAGAAGAGGAAACAGACUCUAAACUCAAAGAUGAGUUGUAGAUUUAAAAAGAAACUUGUGAAGACAUGCCUGAUACCUCAUGACUAAUGGGGUGGACUAAUGCUGGACAUUACUUUUUGUUGCAUGUCAGAUGAUUCUGACAGUAUUUUUUCCCUGCCACUACUGCAACCCUAUUUACAGAUUUAACCUUUUCAGGAUUUUCAUUUGCAUGAUGUCAAGCAAGUCCCAGGAAUUUCAGUCA